AUGGACAUUGUACAGAUUGUUAUCUAUAACCUUCGUCUGCGGCGGGAGGAUGAGCUGUUGGCCGAAGGGAAGGAAGUGGCCAAGGACAAGAUGUUCUUUCGGUUCAAGGAGGACAUAUGCUACUUCAUCGACAAGAACUGGGGCCGUGUCUGCUUUGGCAAGUCUCGCACGGUAACGUGGAACAACACCAUCGGCAGCUCGCUGUCCUCACACCCUGAGCUGUUCGUGUCCGGCUACAAUUACUACAAGCAGUCGGGCUUCUGGUCCACUGUUAGCCCCAACAACCCAACCAUUGGUGCUGGCGGAGUGAGUGUAGAUCGAUCGAAGCGGCUCAAGGAGAGGAAGGCGACUGAUUCUACGAAGGAACGCAAACCCUCGUCGAAGAAGAAGCGGCGACCAACCGAGGUCAAUCCCUGGGUCGACAAGAGAGCAAAGGCCAAGCCCAAGAAGAAAAAGAACAAGAUACCCAAGGCCGCUCCGCCGGUCUUCUUCGCCGGGCCUUUGUUUUAUGAACCCGAUGGCAAGUAUCGAAAGAUGUGUAUGGCCAAGGAAAACUCGGCGAGGCAGGCGAAGAUAGGAGCUGACCUGCUCACCGUGGAGAACGAGAAGGGAUAUAGGAUGGUGCGCGCGGCCUAUGGAGCUCAUGAGGGCUGCUGGUUCUUUGAGGUGGUCAUCAACCAGCACUCGGGCAACACACGACUGGGAUGGUCGACAGAGAAGGGAGACCUGCAGGCUCCUGUGGGGUAUGAUGGCUUCAGCUUCGCCUACCGCGAUAAGGAAGGGACCAUUUUCCACCAGUCUCGAGGGCGCACACACCUGGAGCCUUACGUACCGGAGGCCAGCAAUUCGGGCACUGCUGCUGCUGGCGGUGCCGCGAGCCCUGCCAAGCUCAACGCCGGUGCCGACUCCGCGACGGUGGGUCCGGGCGAUACGUCGCCGCGCGCGACCGCUCCCGUUCCUGGCCCGGAGGAGCCACCCAAACCCGGUCCGCCGCUUCGGCACACAGAAAUUCGGUUCUACAAGAACGGGAGGUCGCAGGGGCCGGUCUUUGUCGAUAUGCUCCCCGCUGGCACCUACUACCCGGCGGCGUCCAUGUACAACUCGGCUUCGGUGACGUUCAACUUCGGACCCGACUUCAAGUACUCGCCGAUGGACGUGGGCACAUUCAUGCCGUGCACUCGCUUGGUGCAGGUGUUUGACGAACUCCAGGAAAAGCGCAAGGCCGAAGCGGAGGCCGCGGCCGCCAUCGCUGCCACCAAGGCCGCCGAGGAGGCAGCCUUGACCGAAGCAGCUGCGGCGCAGCUCAAGGCCGACGAGAUGGACUACUCACAGGCACAUGCUGCCAGCUCGACGCCUUACGCCCCCGCCGGCCAGCCGGCAUCGCCGUACCCCUCCACAACAUCGUCGUCAUCCUACACUUCACCAGCGUCCACCGCGAUGGACGUUAGCCAGGGCCAAGCAGCAGCACCAACUACGGCACCACCAGUGUCGCAGCCUCCGGCUCCGGAAGCUCUCUCGGGCGGCAACGACGCUACCGUUUCCUCUGCGGGACUCUCUACGUCGUCGGCCGCAAUCUCACUGCUGCUUAAUCCAGCCGACGACGAACCCAUGGACGUGGACCCUUUCUUCAAGCCAUCCUUCGACAGCGGGGAGAACCGAGACCGUGGAUAA
Molecule: messenger RNA, 1671 nt
Organism: Acanthamoeba castellanii str. Neff
Lineage: Eukaryota; Discosea; Longamoebia; Acanthamoebidae
Product: SPRY domain containing protein
Exons: 9
Coding region: 1-1671 (556 amino acids)
Cellular component (GO): Set1C/COMPASS complex
Molecular function (GO): transcription cis-regulatory region binding; protein binding
Source: RefSeq, a predicted model, not a curated record